GGAUCGGAAGUGGAGCAGCCGGGACUUGAACCUUCACCCAUGCAGGAUGCCGGCACUGCAGGUGGCACCACAGUGCUGGCCCCACACUUUAAACACUUGAAGCGCAGUGCACGCUCCCUCUGUAACUGCUUUUCAAGUAAAUAAAAAAUGAGCGGUGCGAACCGCCCAGAGUAGCAGCCGCGGAGCCAUGGCGCCACCCUGGGUGCCCGCCGUGGGCUUUACGCUUGUGCCCAGCCUGGGGGGCUUCAUGGCCUCCCACUAUGUCCGCGGUGAGGGCCUCCGCUGGCACGCCACCCUGCAGAAGCCGUCCUGGCACCCGCCCCGCUGGACGCUGGCCCCCAUCUGGGGCACGCUCUACUCAGCCAUGGGGUACGGCUCCUAUCUGGUUUGGAGAGAGCUGGGGGGCUUCACGGAGGAGGCGGUGGUCCCCCUAGGCCUCUACGCCGGGCAGCUGGCCCUGAACUGGGCAUGGCCCCCCAUCUUCUUUGGGGCCCGACAGAUGGGUUGGGCCCUGGUGGACCUCCUGCUCCUCACCGGGGCAGCGACGGCCACGACUGUGGCCUGGCACCGCGUGAGCCCGCUGGCUGCCCGGCUGCUCUACCCUUACAUGGCGUGGCUGCUCUUCGCCACCACACUCAACUACCGCAUAUGGCGGGACAACCCCGGCUGGCGUGGGGGCCGGCGGCUCCCAGAGUGAGGCCGCACAGGGCCAGGUGCCGUGCGCGGGUCUGUGUGGGCCGAGCCGGGACUUUGCCUGCUCAGCGCUCCUGCAGCACAGGAUUUUUAAAGCCAAAUAAAGUCUUAGCCUCGUCACAA
This is a messenger RNA of Oryctolagus cuniculus (rabbit), 816 nucleotides long. RefSeq names its product translocator protein (gene TSPO). The record is from RefSeq and is a predicted model, not a curated record. Lineage: Eukaryota; Metazoa; Chordata; Mammalia; Lagomorpha; Leporidae. Gene Ontology annotation, molecular function: cholesterol binding. Gene Ontology annotation, cellular component: endoplasmic reticulum; membrane.